This is a messenger RNA of Lonchura striata (white-rumped munia), 1665 nucleotides long. NCBI's taxonomy places the organism in Eukaryota, Metazoa, Chordata, Aves, Passeriformes, Estrildidae. The record is from RefSeq and is a predicted model, not a curated record.
AUGCACCAGGCUGAGGCUUUCCUGGGCCGGGCUCUGCGGGAGGAGGCGCUGAGCGCGCGGGCGCGGGAGCAGCGCGACGCCGUCCUGGGCUCCUUCCAGCGCCUCCGAGCCAGGUACCACCUGGAAUUCCCAUCCCGAGGCAGGGACGAGCGCGACGGACGCGACGGCUCCGAGGAAAUUCCCGGCUGGAAUUUCGGCCCUUCCCGAAUUUCCCUGGCCCCGUUCCCGACAGAAUUCCGGGAUGAGGGCCUGGAGGAGAUCCCACGGCCCAUCCAGGAUCCCGGGAAUAUUUUGAAGCAAGGAUACCUGGAGAAGAGAUCCCGAGAGCCCAGCUUUUUCGGCUCCGAGUGGCACAAGCGCUGGUGCGUCCUCACCCAACGGAAUUUCCUCUACUACGCCAACGAGAAAAGCAAGCAGCCCAAAGGCUCCUUUCCCAUCGAGCGCUACCAGGCCCACCUGGAUUCCCAGCUCCGGAAAGAUUCCCGGAAAAAUUGCUGCUUCCAGCUGCUCUGUCCCGGAAAACGCUCCUACGAGUUCACAGCUCCGAGCCCGGCCGAGGCCCAGGAUUGGGUGGAGCAGAUCCAGUUCCUCCUCAAGGACCUGAGCUCCCUGACCAUUCCCUGCGAUGAGGAGGAGGAGGAGGAGGAGGAGGAGGAGGAAGAGCUCUCCAAGGACCAGGACAGCUCCGAUUCCAUGAACAAUUCCCAAAUUUCCACCCUGAAUCCGGAGGAUCCGGAGCUGGAAGGCGACGACAUCUACGAGGUGCUGCCAGAUGAGGAGCUGGAGCCGCCAUUCCCGGAGGAUGAGGAGGAUUUCGGGAGCGAGGCGGGUAAGAUCCCAAUCCAAAGGAUUCCCAGGAUACGGAUGGGGGAAUAUUUUGGGAUUUUGGCCACUUUGGAGCAGCCUGGGCUGUGGAAAAUGUGGAGAGAAUUCCUGGGAUUUGACUCUUCCCAGUGGUGGAAUUCCACUUGGGAAGACUCUUCCCAAUGGGAUAAGGAGACAUCUCCCAGAAUUCCUGGGAUAAAGGAGCUCCCAAAUCCCCGGGAAUUCCACCCAAAGCCGUCGCCGUGCCCUCGCGGUGCCCCCGUUCCGCCGUGCCCUCGCGGUGAACCGGCGCGGCGGCGGCGACGGCCCCUGAAGCGCCGGGCGGUGAUUGAGGAGAACGUCGGCGGCGAAGCGGAGCUGCGGCGGCGCCUCCCGGGGCGGCGGCGGCCGGCGCAGAUGAACGGGACCGGCGGGUGGAACGGGCCCGGCGGGUGGAACGGGCCCGGCGGGUGGAACGGGCCCGGCGGGUGGAACGGGCCCGGCGGGUGGAACGGGACCGGCGGGUGGAACGGGACCGGCGGGUGGAACGGGACCGGCGGGUGGAACGGGCCCGGCGGACGGAACGGGCCCGGCGGGUGGAACGGGACCGGCCGGUGGAACGGGACCGGCGGGUGGAACCGGCCCGGCGGGUGGAACGGGACCGGUGGGUGGAACGGGACCGGCGGGUGGAACGGGCCCGGUGGACGGAACGGGCCCGGCCGGUGGAACGGGACCGGCUUACCGGCCCCGCCGCGCCCGCCGGAGUACCCCGGGUACGGUUGGUGGGUCGGGGAGCUCGGCCGGGAAAUCGGGAUCGUCCCGAGGGAAUUCCUGGCGCCCGCCUUCGAGCUGGAGCCGUGA